CCUCCUAUAAACAGGAAUGGUUCGGUGCUUCUCCAAGAAAACAGCAAGCAGCCAGAAGAACCAGCGAAACAUGUCUCCGCCUGUUAAGGUCCUCGGCCAUCUCACCAGCGCAUUCGCGCACCGCGUUGAGGCCGCUCUGCGGCUCAAGGGCGUGCCAUACGAGCUGAUCCGGGAAGACCUGAGCAACAAGAGCGAGCUGCUGCUCGCCAAUAACCCUGUCCACAAGACGGUGCCUGUGCUCCUCCAUGGCGACCAGGCCAUCUGUGAGUCCCUCGUCAUCGUCGAGUACAUCGACGAGGUCUUCGACGGGCCGCCGCUCCUCCCGGCCGACCCCUACGACCGUGCCAUGGUCCGCUUCUGGGCAGACUUCAUGGACAAGCUCUUCGUGCCGUUCUGGAUGGCACACUGGGUAGAGGGCGAGGCGCAGAAGACUCUAGUGGAGGAGGUCAAGCAGAAGCUGGCGCUUCUGGAGGCGCAGCUCAAGGGGAAGAGGUUCUUUGGGGGCGACACCAUCGGCUACAUCGACAUAGCUGCCUGUGUGUUGGGUCCUUGGCUCAGCAUGGUAGAGGAGGUGACCGGAGUGGUCGUGCUUGACGAAGACGAGUACCCUGCUCUACGCCGGUGGUCCAAGGAGUACAGUUCCUACGAAGCUCUGAAGCAGUGCAUCCCGGACAGAGACCAGCUCGUCGCCUUCUAUACUGAACGCAAGGAGAAUUACAAAAUGAUGGCUAAAGCAUGGUUGAAGCAGUAAUUGGAUGCUACAAGUGGUGGCUAGAACAUGUCUUUGUGUGUGGAAUAAUGUAUGGAUGACAAUUGGCCUGUGUUCAGAUGUUUAUUUCGUGAUUUUAGUUGUUAUUACUUCAUAAUUUUGAUGAAAA
This is a messenger RNA of Sorghum bicolor (sorghum), 878 nucleotides long. RefSeq names its product probable glutathione S-transferase. Gene Ontology annotation, cellular component: cytoplasm. Gene Ontology annotation, molecular function: glutathione transferase activity. NCBI's taxonomy places the organism in Eukaryota, Viridiplantae, Streptophyta, Magnoliopsida, Poales, Poaceae. The coding region runs from base 17 to 751 and encodes 244 amino acids. The record is from RefSeq and is a predicted model, not a curated record. The transcript is spliced from 2 exons. Gene Ontology annotation, biological process: glutathione metabolic process.